Molecule: messenger RNA, 1989 nt
Organism: Nematolebias whitei (Rio pearlfish)
Lineage: Eukaryota; Metazoa; Chordata; Actinopteri; Cyprinodontiformes; Rivulidae
Gene: asic1c
Product: acid-sensing (proton-gated) ion channel 1c
Exons: 11
Coding region: 4-1662 (552 amino acids)
Biological process (GO): sodium ion transmembrane transport
Cellular component (GO): membrane
Source: RefSeq, a predicted model, not a curated record
AUUAUGGUUAAAGCCCCCACGUCUGAACCAGACGCCUUGGGGUCACAUAAAACAAACGAUGCCCAAGAGAACGCUCCUCAGCACGCAGAGCCCAGCUCGCUUCGAACACCACUCAAAGAGAUCACAGUGAAUUUCAUAAGGAGGACCAAAAUCCAUGGAGUGAAGUUCAUCUUCUGCCCGAACAAGUCAAAGCCUCAGCAGAUCAUCUGGAGCCUGGCCUUUCUUCUUUGCAUCAGUCUGCUCUGCACCUGGUCAUGGAACCGAAUCGUCUAUCUGAUGUCCUACCCUGUUGUCACCAAGAUCUACAUGGUUUGGGCUCACAACAUGUCCUUCCCAGCUGUGACUAUCUGCAAUAAAAAUGUGUUUCGUGCAUCCAACCUGACCAAGGAUGACCUAUACCACAGCGGCUACUGGAUGGACCUCAUGUAUCCAAACCACACGGUGAUGAAGAGGAGCUUGUCCAUCCUUAAAGACAGCCACAAACCAGCUCUCCUGAGACUGCUGGACUUCCACAACUACACCCCGCCCCCUGAUUAUCAGGCCAACACCACAGAGAUGAUGGGUCGCCUCGGCCACCAGCUGGAGGACAUGCUGCUGCAGUGCAAGUUUCGUGGUGAUAACUGCACCCACAAGAACUUCAGCACUAUUUACACGCGCUAUGGGAAAUGCUACACUUUCAACUCGGGAUUAGAUGGCAACCCUUUGUUGACGACAUUAAAAGGAGGCACAGGGAACGGCCUGGAAAUCAUGUUGGACAUCCAGCAGGACGAAUAUCUGCCUGUUUGGGGAGAAACAGAUGAGACGUCCUACGAAGCGGGCAUCAAGGUUCAAAUCCACAGCCAGGACGAGCCGCCCUUCAUUGACCAGCUGGGAUUUGGUGUGGCCCCUGGUUUUCAAACUUUUGUGUCAUGUCAGCAGCAACUGCUUCAGUACCUCCCACCGCCUUGGGGAGAUUGCAAGUCCACUCCGAUAGAGUCAGACUUCUUCUCCACCUACAGCAUCACUGCGUGCCGCAUUGACUGUGAAACUCGGUACCUGCUAGAGAACUGCAACUGCAGGAUGGUUCACAUGCCGGGGACUUCAACAGUUUGUACGCCUGAGCAGUACAAAGACUGUGCCGACCCAGCUUUAGACUUUUUGGUAGAGAAAGACAACAAUUACUGUGUCUGUCAGACGCCCUGCAACAUGACUCGCUAUGGCAAGGAGCUGUCCAUGGUUAAGAUCCCCAGUAAGGCAUCUGCUAAAUAUUUGGCUAAGAAAUUCAACAAAACUGAGCAAUAUAUUGGAGAAAAUAUAUUGGUGUUGGACAUCUUCUUUGAAGCCCUGAAUUAUGAAAAAAUUGAGCAGAAGAAGGCGUAUGAAAUUGCGGGGCUUCUCGGUGACAUUGGAGGUCAGAUGGGGCUAUUUAUUGGAGCCAGUGUCCUAACAAUACUGGAAAUAUUCGACUACCUAUAUGAGGUGUUUAAAGAUAAGGUCUUGGGUCAACUGUUGCGCAAGAAACGACCGCAGCGUUGUCCAAGUGACAAUCUGGACUUUCCAGAGAACCCAACCAGCCCUGGUGUCACGCCUAAUCAUGCCCCCAGAGCACCUGUGACACCCUCCGGAGUCACUCGGAUAGCCUCGGAUUCACGCCGAACAUCUUACCUCGUCACCCGACUUUAGGCAACUUUGAGGAGUUUGCUUGUUGACGACUUACUGUGGGGUGUACCGAAGCUCAUCUGGAGACUUGACGGCAAACUGUGAAAUAUUUUAGGAAUUCAACAGAAAAGGGUUGAGUGGAGGCUCAAAAAUAGUACAACUUAAUGCCAGAAUAGACACAGAAUAUUAUCAUCCCGCAAAAAUCAAACACAGAGAGAGAAAGAGAGGCCACUUCCAACACAGAUCUCAGGUUUAACUGCCAUGUCAAGGGCAUCAGCGUUAAUUUGGUAGAUUUUAUUGCAUUUUGUAGAGGGUUUUUUUUAUGUCAUGCAGGAAUUUUUGAGCGAACAA